Molecule: messenger RNA, 2581 nt
Organism: Pyrus x bretschneideri (Chinese white pear)
Lineage: Eukaryota; Viridiplantae; Streptophyta; Magnoliopsida; Rosales; Rosaceae
Product: cation/H(+) antiporter 28-like
Exons: 4
Coding region: 179-2581 (800 amino acids)
Biological process (GO): proton transmembrane transport; regulation of pH
Cellular component (GO): membrane; endomembrane system
Molecular function (GO): antiporter activity
Source: RefSeq, a predicted model, not a curated record
AAAGCAACAAGCAAUUAAUCAGAACCACUAAUUCAUCCUGGCCAAGCUGGAGAGAGAAUUAACCUUGCCAUUGGUGCUCGUUUGCAAACUUCCAGCCCAACAAAACAAAACAAAAAAUUCUCUUGCAAUUGCAAACAAAAACACAAAAGCUUGAGAGGAAAAGCAAGAGAAGAAAAAAAUGGGCAGCAAGGAAAAGUUACGUACUUCUCAAAAAAUUUCAAUUGUUGGACCAUGCACUCUCAAGUUAAAAGAGCUUUUUGGAAAAUUAGCAAAAUAUGCACUGGGUUUCUUCUUAAUGUAUGCUCUCUGCAAUGUUUCCCACUUCUUGUUAAAGCCAUAUUCUCAGCCUCGCAUUACCUCCGACACCGUUAUAGGACUGCUGAUCGGAAACUUAGGGUUCAUACGCAACCUAGUAACGGAUUCAGCCAGGAAAACGUUGAAUUUUAUAGUUGAUUUUGGCAUGAUCUGCUAUAUGUUUGUGUUAGGCAUAGAAAUGGAUCCAUAUGUACUCUUUAAAGAACCAACCAAGGAUGCUAAAGUGGCCUAUGGUGGUAUGCUCUCCACAUUCAUCCUAGCCUGCGCUAUAACACCAUUUCUGCAGUUUACAGAUGGCGGUUUCAAGGUUGACUUCACUCUCUCCCUCUCCACCGUUCUCUCUAGCACCGCCUCUCCUGUACUGACACGUCUCAUAACGAGUCUCAAAAUAGGCAAGUCGGACAUAGGCCAGCUUGUCAUUUCUGCAGGAAUGCACGCUGAUUUUGUAUCCACUCUUCUCCUCUCAAUUGGCUAUGUCUUUUGGCCUGUUGAUUCUGGAGGGAAAGUUGUAGAGACUUCAAAACGCGUCCGAAGAUCCAUUGAGAUGGGUUCUGCAUUGGUGAUCCAGACACUUUUUGCAGGCUAUGUUUCACCAAUCUUCAUGAACUGGGUUAACAACGAAAACCCCGAAGGCAAACCCAUCAAAGGUUCACAUCUAGUGCUUGCUCUUGCUUUCAUGGCCUUGAUCAUUUCCUGCUCACCAAUUUAUGGAUACAAUCCGGCCUUGAGUGCAUUUAUGGCAGGAACCUUUUUACCGAAGGGGGGGAGAGUAUCGAAAUGGGUGAUCGGCAAGAUCAAUUACUUGUUAUCUACCAUUUACUAUCCCAUUUUUUUCUUCUGGAUGGGUUAUGAAGCUGCGUUCAAGGAAUUUCAACCCGGCCAGUUUGGGACAUGGGCAAGGUUAUUUGUACUUUUUGGUAUAGCAACAGUAGGAAAAGUUGCUGGAACUGUCCUCUGCGGAAAGCUGUUGGGGUUUCACUGGCCGGAAUCUAUUGCACUCGGGCUUCUUCUCACCACCAAAGGCCAUUUUCACAUAUACUUGGCCAUUGCUGCAAAACAAGCUGGGAAAACAUCUACUUCAACCGGCACUGUGAUGGUAAUAGCUAUAUUUUUCACGGUUGUGCACGCCCCAUCAGUUGUGGCACAAAUCAUCAAGCGUGCAAGGAAACGGGCACCUACUCAUCGAAUGUCACUUCAGUUGCUUGACCCUUCAAGCGAACUCCGCAUAUUACUAUGCCUUCAUGGGCCUCAAAAUGUUCAAACUAUGAUAAACUUCAUUGAGAUAUCUAGAGGGACAGCUGACCCUGGAAUUGUGGUAUAUGUAACAGACAUGAUAGAACUCACUGACGAAAUUGCAGCCACACUGGUAAAAGAAGAAGGGGCGGACACCAUGACUGUGACUCACACAAGAGUGAAAGACAUGAGAGAUCAAGUCACUUCUGCAGUUCAAGCAUAUGUAGCGGAGAGUGGAGAUGGUAUCACACUCAGACGAUUGCUUGCACUUUCGACUUUCAGUGGCAUGCCCCAGGAUAUUUGCAUUUUGGCAGAGGACUCAAUGGUAGGCCUCAUCAUCUUGCCAUUCCACAAGGUUCAACGCGCAGAUGGAACCUUGGAUAACGGAAAUUCUGCUUUCAGAUAUGUGAACCGUAAGAUCCUCAAGAAUGCUCCGUGCUCCGUUGGGAUUCUUGUAGACAGAGGUCUUGGACUGAUUGAAAAACUACCAAGAACACAAGAUCAUUCUGUUAGCGUGGCAGUCAUCUUCAUUGGUGGCAAAGACGAUAGAGAAGCACUUGCCUAUGCUGGUCGCGUAGCACGACAUGCGGGUGUAAAGCUCACAGUCAUAAGAUUCUUGGUAGAUGCUAGCUCAGAGGCCACAGUCAGACCUGGAAAUUACACUGUCAGCCGUUCUGAGCAAGAAGAGGAAAUGAAGCUUGACGAUGAGUGUUUCGCAAGCUUCUACGAGAGACGUAUCGCAUGUGGACAAGUUGCUUACGUUGAGAAGCAUAUGGCCAAUUCUGCUGAGACCUAUUCUACCUUGAGGGAACUGGAUGGGCAGUACGCGCUCAUUAUAGUGGGACGAGGGGAAAGGGUGAAUUCGAUUCUGACAUUUGGGAUGAAUGACUGGCAGCAAUGUCCGGAGUUGGGGCCAAUCGGGGAUGUCCUUUCGGGCUCUGAUUUCUCAGUCAGAACCUCAGUCUUGAUCAUCCAAGAAAACACUCUAAAAGGACAACUGGAUGGGCUUGAAGAUGAUUUUUCGAUCAUGUAA